This is a messenger RNA of Symbiodinium necroappetens, 996 nucleotides long. The record is from the annotation of a GenBank genome assembly. NCBI's taxonomy places the organism in Eukaryota, Dinophyceae, Suessiales, Symbiodiniaceae.
AUGGCACCCGCCAAGACGGCGCUGCAGGACAACUUCGCGAAGCUGCGCUCCGCAGCACGGCCGACGGCCAUUAGGCUCGUCAACGAGGCCGACAUUCGAGAAAAGACAACAGAUGGACAGACGCUGCUGUUUGCGGCAGCUGGUCGGCCCACGAGCAAGGGCUAUGGAGUGGACUUGUGCAAGCUGCUCCGUUCACGUGGGCUGAGUGCUACCCAUAAAACGUCCCGGAACGAGACUGCGCUCUUCGAGGCGGUCCGUGCCGAGAACCUCGAAACCGCCACGUGGUUCAUUGAGAAUGGCUGCGAUGUCAAUGCAGUGAACACGAGCGGGACGACGCCCUUGUGCAUUGCCUUCUACGAGUCCCAGCUAGAGAUGGUGUACCUGCUUCUAAGCCAUGGAGCCAAUUUGGACUACCAGGACAACAAAGGGCGCCGGCCGGUUCUCUAUGCAGAUCCCAUCUUCAGGCAGGCGUUUUACGCAGCGCAGGCACGAGGUGGCGUCACAAUCCCGGCGGCAAAAGCUCCACACAGUCGCAAGCGCUUGCGAUCGGAUCGGGAGCCAGAACCCAUCUACAAACGUUUCAAAGGUCUGGGCUCGGAGAAGUGCAAGGGCGAUUAUUACUUGCGGUAUUGGGUCUAUCCAGACGAGCCGCAUGGCGAUGGCGGGAAGAUCUUUCCAAGUCAGGGCAAGAUCUACUCUGCCAAGAAUGGCUUCAUGGUCCAGGUGCCUCCCGUGACUGCAGCACCGAAAAUCCGUACUUUGCAGCGCGAGCUGUGUCAGGACCAUUCGCAGUUCUUCCCUGAGCUCAUCCUUGCGACCUGCCCUGGGGAGUGGGCAUCGUUCAUUGGCGUCCAAGAGGAGGAGAUCGAUGCCCAGGAGCGCUUUGUGGAGCUGCUCACAGACCAGCAGCAGCCCAAUGCCUGCGAGUAUGUGCUUGCUGGAGUGGAUGCGACAACCCGCGAAAUUCUCGGCUACAUCCACAUGCAGUAUUACGAG